AUGCAUACAAAACACCUCAAGACAAUGGCGAUGCAGUAUAAAGCUGCGUUGGAAGAAUUGCAAAACGCGGCCUAUGAUGUGUCCAGACGAAGAACGAGGACAGAAGAGCUCGUUCGCCUCGAAGACUCAGUCGGCCGGAUAACAGCCAAAGAUAUUUUGAGCCCCGAGUCAACGCCACCCUUCGACAUAGCCGCUUCCGACGGAUUCGCCAUGACAUCCUCCGUAACCAUCAACGCCUCGCCCUCGAAUCCGAUAUACUUUCGCGUGAUGGGAACGAUCAUGCAAGGCAACAAACCACUACUCAUACCAUCUUGUAGAGGCCCUGAUGGCAUCCACCAGUGCAUGGAGAUCAUGGUUGGCGCCCGAUUCCCCGACACCACGGAAGACAUGACAUACAUGGAUGCAUGCGCUUGGGUAAACGACGUCCGCGAAGUGCCAUUAUCAGAGGUACCAAACGCAGAUCCUCAGUUGGGCAGCAGGUUCAUCAUGCUUACCAAGCCGGUGACUACCAAUGCCAACCGCCGGAGAGCCGGAGCAAAUAUCGGAAAGGGGGACAGACUGAUAAGACCGGGGACAAGGAUUCGGUCCAGCCAUGUGUUGCCUUUGGCGACGGUCGGGAUCAAGGAGGUCGCUGUCGAGCCGCUGCUGCGGGUUGGAGUGUGGUCAACAGGCAGGGAGAUUGUACGGACCGAUGUCAACUGGGCCGAUGGAACGAUUGCAACGAAGAAGACCGAUGCUCGGUAUAUAUAUGAUGCCGAUGGACCUUACCUGAUGGCAGCCCUGAAGGAAUGGAGCACAGAGCCAACCUUCCUUGGUUUGCUGGCCGACGAUGAACCAGCGACGCUAGAAAGGGCACUCCGUGAGGCGAUGGCCACGGACAAGUUCGACAUCCUGAUUACAACGGGAGCAGCCACCCCGGGACGAUCGGGGUUUGUCCGGUCGGUGAUCGAGAAUCUAGGAGGCGAAUUCCAUUUCCACGGUGGACUUGUAUCAUUUUUUGGGCUUCCCGGUGACCCUUGUGCGACGGCAGCUUGUUUCCGUUUCCUGGUCGUGCCAUACCUCCAGUUCGUCCGAGGAGAGAGGCCUGACAAGCCGUUUCUGGCCACGUUGGAACUGCGGGUGUCGACAAGACAGGAUUCGGAACCGAACAUGGACGCAGGAGCACCAGUCGAGGCAUCUGUGGGCAACGAUUGUGGGCCGCUCUGUCUGGACUGUUUUCGUCACGGACGGGUGACAGCGAGCGAAGGGGGACGACACAAGGUGGUUCGCAUAAGCAAGGACCAAAGUCCGGGCAAGACGUAUCCGUUUAUCGAUGCCAAUUGCUGGAUUCAUCUACCGCAUGGCCAGGAGAUUGUGGCGGGGGCAAUGGUGCCAUGUUUAUCGCUAUCGGCGUGUCGGGAGGAGGACUGGCAAUAG
Messenger RNA from Sordaria macrospora k-hell, 1416 nucleotides. The record is from RefSeq and is a predicted model, not a curated record. Lineage: Eukaryota; Fungi; Ascomycota; Sordariomycetes; Sordariales; Sordariaceae.